Messenger RNA from Peronospora farinosa, 1335 nucleotides. NCBI's taxonomy places the organism in Eukaryota, Oomycota, Peronosporomycetes, Peronosporales, Peronosporaceae. The record is from the annotation of a GenBank genome assembly.
AUGCGCGAUGGAACUGCCUCAGCACUGCAAGAAGCUGAUGUUUUCUUGGCUUCACAGUCCAAUUCGGUACCACGAGAUAUUCGAAUAGCUCAAGUCGUAGACUCUCUCCGAAAUGUUGCCGCGAAAGCGCAACAGCCGCUGAAGGCACUUCUUGACCAAAAAACCAGGACUACCAAAACGUUUUCGUCCUCAACAACGCUGUGGAUCUCGAAUCAAAUGUAUAUAACCGACGCUACCAUCGAGUUGUUGCAGCAAUUGAAAGUCGAAUCGUCAAUUGCAGAAAUUCACGAGCAGUUUGUCCUGACAAUGGGAGAUCACUUCCAUGCGGAACAUUUGGAUGCAAACGCUGAGUCUGGAACGAACAUCCAGACGUGGAGUGUCGAGAAAAUUGGUGCAGAGGCUGUGUGGGCGCAAGGCUUUAUGGGCUUGAAUGUCACCAUCGCAACGAUCGAUACUGGCGCUCGUGCAACACACGAGGUGUUACGAUCAAACUUUCGAGGUGAUUACGGGUGGUUUGAUCCGGAAACCAAAAGUGCGACUCCGUUUGACUUGUCAGGCCAUGGAACGCAUGUAUUAGGUUCAAUUGUUGGUACGACAGGCAUUGGAGUAGCACCAAGGGCAGAAUGGAUCGCUUGUCGAGGCUGCCGAAGCUUUACGUCGUGUCUAGAAUCAAGUUUGCUCGCUUGUGCCCAAUUUGUUCUAUGCCCAACGGAUCCAAAGGGCAUCAACGCAAAUUGCAGCAAAGCUCCUCGUAUCGUAAACAACAGUUGGGGGAUAUCUCGUGGGACUGCAAACUUCAGUGCAGUUAUUGCAGCGUGGCAAGCGGCUGGGAUCAUCCCAAUUUUUUCCAUAGGCAACGGGGGAUCGUUGAAAAUGUGCAGAACGCUGUACUCGCCUGGAAGUGAAAACAAUGUGAUUGGAGUGGGUGCAACCGACUCUGGAGAUUUUCUGUUUCCGAGAAGCUCUACAGGGCCGUCGCUUGAAAGUCGAAUUAAACCGGACAUUGUGGCUCCAGGAGUUGGAAUUUACUCAGCUUGGUGGACAAGAGACAAUGUCUACGCUAUCACGUCUGGAACAAGUAUGGCAUCACCACACGUUGCUGGAGCAGUCGCGCUGCUUCUGAGUGCAAAACCCGGGCUAACUUAUAGCCAGGUUUGGGCUACAUUGACUACAUCGACCGUUAGGGACGAAAGCAUCGUACACAAUGCCUCCUUUUACUUAUCCUGUGGCAACACUUCAGCCUCUACCUUUCCAAACAACAUCUUUGGCUACGGGAGGCUCGAUGUUUGGCAUGCGAUGGAGGUGAUUCUUUCGAGCAAAGAUGCCCACGAGUAA